This is a messenger RNA of Myripristis murdjan (pinecone soldierfish), 1780 nucleotides long. RefSeq names its product DnaJ heat shock protein family (Hsp40) member B2 (gene dnajb2). The transcript is spliced from 11 exons. The record is from RefSeq and is a predicted model, not a curated record. The coding region runs from base 386 to 1390 and encodes 334 amino acids. Gene Ontology annotation, molecular function: Hsp70 protein binding. NCBI's taxonomy places the organism in Eukaryota, Metazoa, Chordata, Actinopteri, Holocentriformes, Holocentridae.
CUCAGCUGAUGGUGACGUAGCGCGGCCAGCUUAAGCGAGGAGAAGGACGAAGGAGCUGACUGUCAGGUUAGAUGAUCCAGGGGGACAGGCCUCAGAGGCAAGACGGCAAACACCUCGCCGCGGUGUUUUGUUUUACCAGCCUAUAUAUACAUUUACAGCCUGUAUAUAUAUUUGUUUCGGGGCGGUGUAGUAUGAUUGUGUAGCAGAGGAGGGGGGCUUGUUUGUGCGACUGUCACGAAGAGCGGGGAGGCGCAUUCCGGAGGCACUACUACAAUAACACUAAUUCAUUCUCGCUCCAGUCUCUGGAACAGGCGAUCACACCGCCCACUGCUUUCUGCCAAAAGCUUCAAACGAAGUGGUGCGGCGAGGAGAGGAGCCCAGCGACAUGGUGGACUACUAUGAAGUCCUGGCAGUGCCCAGAACAGCCACUCAGGAUGACAUCAAGAAGGCGUACAGGAAGCAGGCCCUGAGAUGGCAUCCAGACAAAAACCCAGACAAUAAGGAGGAAGCAGAGAGAAAGUUCAAAGAAGUGGCCGAAGCCUAUGAAGUCCUGUCUGACAAGAGUAAACGUGAAGCAUAUGACAACUUUGGAAAUGCCAGAAAGCGACACAGAGGUUCCCCCAGCUCUCCAACAGAUUUUUCAUCAGAUUUCCCAGAGUUCACCUUCACAUUCCGCAGCCCAGACGAAGUGUUCAGGGAAUUCUUCGGGGGUCAGGAUCCCUUCGCUAGCUUCUUUGAUGACUUCUCAUCAUUUGGGGGGAUGCAUGGUCAUGGUUUCCACAGCCACCAGAGCUCCUCUUCUCGCCUGGGCCCCAGUCGGUUCUUCUCCUUCCCCUCAACAGGAGCUGAGUUUACCUCUUUCUCCUCCUCCCUGGGUGGUCUGGAUGGGCUGAGCAGCAUGGGAGGAGGGAUGGGUAACUUCAAAUCCAUUUCCACCUCCACUCGCAUUGUUAAUGGCAAGCGUACCACCACCAAAAAGAUAAAGGAGAAUGGACAGGAGAGAACAGAGAUUGAGGAGGAUGGGGUUCUAAAGACUGUCCUUAUUAAUGGCGUGGAGGAUGAGAUGGCCCUCGCCCUGGAGCUAAGCCGACGAGAGCAACAGCCCCAUCAAUCACCUCCUAAAGCACGCCUCCAACAAUCCAGAUCGCCCGCUGAGCCCGACAGAUCACGCCUCAAUGCUCAUUCUUCAGCCACACAACGGUCAUUUAGCUCUGCCCCUUACUUCCACUACGGAGGGGUGGGGGGAGGCAGUGAGGAUGAUGAAGACGAUGAAGAUCUACAGAUGGCAUUGGCAUGCAGCCUGUCAGAAAUGGAGGCCCAGCAGAGAGCAGCUGCAACCACGGCAACCGACUUCAUCUCAGACUCAGACUUCCAGGCCUUCACAGGCUAACCUGAUUGCCUCAUGCUGCUCUGUGCCCUAACCGCUGCCCCCGAGGUCAAAGGUCAAAUCCUCCAUGAUGCACUUGUCUCUCUGCCCACCUGGCUUCUACCUGCUGAAUGACACUUUAAAAAGUUUUAUUUGAAAAUGAAAAAAAAGAAGAAGAAGAAAAAACAAUUCGCAGAUACAUGAUGUAUUUUUUAUGUGUGUGUGUGUGUGUGCGCGCGCGCGCGCGUGCAUGUGUGUGUGCGUGUGUGCAUGUGUGUGUGCGUGUGUGUGCGUGUGUGUGUGUGUGUGUGUGUAGGUCAUACUGGAAAGAGAGACUGGAAUCUUUUCUUUUGCAAACUCAUGAAAGCAACAGUUUUGAUCAUCUCUGCAUUAAAUGAUGAUGUUUCAACUACA